GUUUUGUUGCUAGUUGGCGGUUUGAAAUGCUGGCCGCGAACACACCCUCAACAGCGCUAAGCAGUCCCGUGCUUUCUCCUGUCCUCCUCUACUGCUGCUACUAGUACUAUAGUAUCAACCCCUUCUCUUCACAUCGGUACCGACUAUUUCGCCUACCCGCUUCCAGAAGGCCUUCUUCCUUCUUCGCUCCUUAUCCAAGAUUCUCAGCAACCGCAACACCCCCGUCGGCCAACGUAACGAGCUCGCCCCCAGCUGUCCUCCAUCUGCCGCCGCGAGUCGGUGUAGAGUCGUCUCGAUCGCGCUCCUACGCCAGUCGAGGGACAGACGAGAGUGACAAGCAUGAUCACAAUCCCGGACGUGAAAAGAGCCCGAGUGGAGUUGUGUCCCCUACCUACCUAUUCAGGGAUGAUCGGAGGGUUGAAGGGAUAGGAGGACACUAACUUUCCCUUUGGCCCAGCAGCGGAAUCCAGGAUCUUGGGCCUCAGCCAGUUGGGUAGCAAGCCCACUACCGCAACCACUUUAUCUUCCCCGGGAGUCUGUUUCCAGAGUUCCUCCGCCCCCUCUGGCUCCUUUGGCUUGUUAGGGGUUCCUGGCUCGGCUCUAGUCCUGCGUAGUCGCUGUCCGGUGACAUCCACGGUCGCAGGAACUGUCAACGCCAGCCCGACCCUUGCUGGCUCUUGGUCUUGCCGCACAUUCGGUAUCAGUUCUAUCACCUUGAACGAUUCAACCAAUGAAGCUGCAAGAUGACAACACAAGUAGGAUGUCCAGCUGUUGAACGAGGGUUGACUGAGCAAUGGGAGUCAAACGAACGUCAAGGUCGUCACAUCAAGCACUGGCCUGCAAGCCAACCAGCGUCUGUUCAUGACCAAUCUCCGCUGGCUUCUGUAGGCCCUGAGCCCGAUCCGCGGGCGAGUUGACAACUUGCUAUAACAGCAAGGCUCGCCUCAAGACAACAGCGGUUCCUGAGGACACAUCAAGUGGAAUGCUGAGUUGUCUACCUAGGUACAGCACCAUGGCAGCGUAUAGUGUCCACUUCUGCUGCAACCGCAAAGGCUCCUGUCUGCGGCCCUGAGUGGCGCAACUUAUUAUCUAUGCUGCCAUUACAAACCCCUGCGUAUAGCCAUGCGUAUAGCCAUGAAAAUCCACUCGGGAAGGACAAAUGGCGUCAGGUCCGCCGUGAACUUCGCCAGUUGGGCUGCUCAGCCAGUAGGUGGUCUUAUUGAGAAAUAAUGAGGUUGCCUGCUCAUCGCUCUGAAUCUACGGUACCGAGCAAUUGUAAUGUCAUGAGGACACUCGGAUGACCCAAAGGGGAUGUGGGCCGAAGACAUCAUAAAACAUAGACAGGCAGCGGUGUUUUCACCUUGCCUUUAUCUUUAUAACCACUGUCCUGCAGUUUCCAUAGAUUAUAGAUCUCAAGUGCGAAUUCGGAAGCAUAUAUACUACCUGACCUAGGUAUUCAACAUGGCAAAUCUAGACAAGGAGGCUAUUCUCGCUCUUGGGCAGAUCGACCCUGAAUUCAAAGCGUUCCUCGAUUCCGCCAACCUCCCACCAGUCAACUAUGACAAUCUUGAAGAGUACAAAGCAUACGUUGCGAAACGUGACGCGGAGAUCAUCAAAACAUUCAGCCCGCCUCCUCCAGAGAUUCGAGAGACUGAGCUUCAGUAUCCUACAAGAGACGGGGCCAGCCUCCGCGCAAAGCUCUACCAGCGCACCACUCCUCUGCCAAGUGGAAGCCCACUGAUUGUCAUGUUCCACGGUGGUGGUUUCUGCGUUGGUAGCCCCGAGCGAGAGGAAGAGAGUUGUCGCACCUUCACCAUGGCUUUUGGCGCGACGUGCAUCUCGGCAUCCUACCGAUUGGCUCCCGAAUUCAAGUUUCCCUACGCUCCCAAGGAUGCAUGGGAUUGUCUGAAAUGGGCCGCAGCAUCCGCAAAGUCCUGGGGAGCGGAUCCAUCCAAGGGCUUCAUAGUAGGAGGCACCUCAGCCGGAGGGAAUAUUACGGCGAUAUUGACCCAUUUGGCUCGCGACGAGAAGUUGUCACCUCCCUUGACAGGCCAGUAUCUCGCCAUUCCAAAUCUGAUUCCGGAGAAAAAGUGCCCGGAGAAGUACCGGCCGUAUUUCCUGUCUUAUGAACAAAACAGGAACGCGCCCGUCCUCCCAGUUGCCGCCAUCGACAUGUAUAUGGGUGGCUACCAGCCUGACGAAGACGACGGAGUCUGGUAUGCUGUCGUCAACCAUCCCAACGGACACAAAGACUUGCCUCCGGCCGUCUUUCAAAUCGACGGCUUGGACCCGUUGCGCGAUGAUGGACUCAUAUACGAGCGCAUCUUGCGGGAGGAGAACGGAAUCAAGACCAAGACUUUCAUAUACCCUGGCUUGCCGCAUGGCCAUUGGGGGUUAUUUCCGUUCCUGCAGAGCAGCGUGAAGUUUCGCAUAGAGCAACUGGAAGGCAUGGGCUGGCUUCUCGGAAGAGAGUUGACACGAAAACAGCCAGCGUGAAGGCCAUACAAUCGCUUUGAAGCAGUGGACUUGCCAUGUAAUAAACCUUUACGGUACACAUUAAUAAACAGGGCCAAAGCAAUCAAGGAGGCCGUGGGUUUUGUGUCUCAUUCCAUCAUGGCGCCGUCAUUUAAACGACAGACAACGGCCCGUCUUGCUGUUCAUUAGGUAGUCAAGUAGUCCCCUUCCCCUUCUACUUCUUCCUCUCCCGGAUCUUGAAUUUGACUCCAUUCUUGUUGACCCCUCCAACAGUCCUUGCCAUCUUGGCGCGUUGCAGCUCCAGUUCGUC
Messenger RNA from Exophiala dermatitidis NIH/UT8656, 2785 nucleotides. RefSeq lists its product as uncharacterized. NCBI's taxonomy places the organism in Eukaryota, Fungi, Ascomycota, Eurotiomycetes, Chaetothyriales, Herpotrichiellaceae. The coding region runs from base 1462 to 2496 and encodes 344 amino acids. The transcript is spliced from 2 exons. Gene Ontology annotation, molecular function: hydrolase activity. The record is from RefSeq and is a predicted model, not a curated record.